This is a messenger RNA of Penicillium malachiteum, 1758 nucleotides long. RefSeq lists its product as uncharacterized. NCBI's taxonomy places the organism in Eukaryota, Fungi, Ascomycota, Eurotiomycetes, Eurotiales, Aspergillaceae. The coding region runs from base 1 to 1758 and encodes 585 amino acids. The record is from RefSeq and is a predicted model, not a curated record. The transcript is spliced from 3 exons.
AUGGAGGCUGCUCCGCUUACGCUGGCCCACACCCAUGCCAGAAAUGCGGUGCUCGAGACCCGCAAGUCAAACCCCGUCGCUGCCAGUGAAGAACAUGAUUUAGCCGCCGGUGAGUUUGCGGCCGCGGCUCAUAGCAGUACUGAUCAGGAGGCCCUACGCGCCCUGCAACUCCUCGAGCAGCACCACAAAAAACUAGCAGAAAUACUCAGAUUCCAGCACGAACACCCUACCAACACACCUGAAAUACAAACUGCCGGUACAACCUUAUCGAACCCGAAUGCCCAGUUCUCCGCAGAUACCGGAAAUGCCAGGACGGGCGCACAGGGCGGGCAGGAUGCCCAAGGUCAACCUCCAAGACUGCCAGGGCACCCUCGUAUGCCCAGCCGGGAGUCAUCUUCUAUUGCCAGCGAUUUGGCUUCAGCGAGAGGAAUCCCAGCUCAACCUCGGCGUGGAUCACCUGUGUCACCAACGCUUUCCGCGCACCAAGCCGGAGCUAAGAUGACUGAGGGGUCAUCACGAACUAAGACUGGCGAAUCUAGAUUACGGGAGGUUCCAAAUAAGCAUCGGUCAAGUCGAGUAUCAGCCCCGAGGCAGCCCUGGUCACCUCCCAUGCCCAGUCCUGCCGACUUCCCUUCACGUCAAGUAGCUCCGACAGAGCCUUCAGAAUCCUUUCAAUCCAAAGCCAAGCCUGCAGGGGCUACAGACGAGACAUUCCAGCGCUUUUACUCUACAUUCGAGGGUCUGAUUUCCAGGAUUUCUGCUCCUUUGAGCUUCGCCGGCUUACCUCUCGGCCCGGAUGACUCUAGCAAAACUAACUCACCAAGCCGGAAAUCUCCUGCUGAGACGAAGGUAGAUCGUCAUCAUGCGACUUCCGACAAGGGACACGCCUACCCGGAGCCGGAUGUUAGCCGUCUUUUUUCUCGGGCUGCCUUACGAUCGAUUCGUGAUACACCAGGAACCAUUCCUGCAAACGGAACUGAGUCGUUCUAUGUGGUUCCAACAACUGGAGGAACAAUGUCAUAUGCAGGUAUUCUCACUCGAGCUGAAAAAGAAGCCCGCCGAAAUAGCUUGGACGAUGGGGAGGAUGACUUUGUAGAUGCGCGAGAAACCCCAGCCUCACCUGAGAUGCGUCAAAGCACCGGCAACGCCAAAACUGGCAGCAUUCGUCGGAAUGCCACUGAAAAGCUCAUCAGUAUACAAAACUCGAAGACCCUGGAAGAACUGCAGAUGGAGAAUCAAGCUUUGAAACAUCUCUCGGAUACAUUAUCAAAGCGACUUCACAUGUGGGAAGUCAACGCACAAUCCUCAUCCAUGGCUCUACAGCAGUCAUUACGAGCAAUUCAUCAUCAAUCCCCGGAAGCUUAUACACAUACUGCAUCCACAAAUACCUCUCCAACAGCGCAGAUGUCUAGUGCUCAUGCAAUGUCGGAAUCAGCGGACAGAGUCAAAGAGCUCGAAGAGGUAGUACGUCGUGGCGAGCAGGAAUUAGACCGCGUUGGACGGGAAAACGACAAACUGAAGAAUGUUUUGGGCCGAUAUCGAGAUCGGUGGGAGAGGCUUAAAGAGGACGCUAAGACACGGCGCGCGGAAGGUCGGUCCAAUGAUAAUCCGAGCACUCCUUCUACUCCUAUCCCAACCUUUAUGACUCCUGAAAUUCCCCCUUCGUCCCAGCCAGAUACAGACUCAUCGGGGAAAUCAGCUACUCAAAAGGCUACCAAGAGGGACGGUGAAAGCAAGAAGGAAUCGGCGGCACCCUGA